This is a messenger RNA of Prunus armeniaca (apricot), 201 nucleotides long. NCBI's taxonomy places the organism in Eukaryota, Viridiplantae, Streptophyta, Magnoliopsida, Rosales, Rosaceae. The record is from the annotation of a GenBank genome assembly.
AUGUCGAAGAGAAACUAUUGUAUGGGGACAGCUGGUGGCAAGCCACGACCAUCCACCCCUUCCGGGACCCGGCGAGGCUAUAGGGAAUUUCACCCCGUCCCUGGCCCUCAUCGCUUGAUUCACCAACGGCAGGAAUCGAACCCAGGAUCUCCCGUUUACAUAGGGCCUGGGAAACGCCCUUACCACGGGGCCAACCCGUGA